GCCAGGUCUUCCCAGCGUUUCUUGCGCCUAUAAUUCAGGGUUGCACUCCGACCGCUCGCAAGUCGACCAGAGUCAAUCUUCCAUUCAAUUCUCCCAUACAGGACCCACUUAUUGGAUUUUCCAACGUUGUGUGGCGAACCUCGAACAUCUAGCGGCAUUACUUUACAAUCCUGCCUGGGCAUUAGCAUUAUAUCCCGUGAAGAACGAGUCGCUGCGACAGCCUUUCGCUUCAUAAACUAUGGCAAAAGAUAAGAAGAAGUCCGGGGACAAGAAGGCCGCAAAAGCAGCCAAAGCGGCGAAGCAAGAGAAGAAAGCAGGAAAGAAGGACAAAAAGCAAGCCUCGAAGAACAAGGACAUCGAUUCUGACACCGAAUCUGUGGAUCUUGAUGCUGUACUGGCGCAGUAUGCGAAAGAGCAGGAGCAAUAUCACGCGAUUACAGAAGUUGCAUGCGAUCCGCCAUCAGCAAGGACCUCCGGCACAAUCAUCGCCAAUCCGGCGAACGAGAACGAACUCUUCAUAUUCGGAGGAGAGUACUUCAACGGCGCAACAGCGCACUUCUUCAACGAUCUGUUCGUAUACAACGUCAAGAAGGAUACGUGGAACAAGGUCACUUCGCCGAACUCACCGUUACCCCGCUCAGGACACGCGUGGUGUAGAGCUGCGAAUACGAAGGAUAUCUAUCUUUUCGGCGGCGAGUUCAGCUCCCCGAAGCAAGGGACGUUUUACCACUACAACGACUUCUGGCGACUCGAUCCGACUAGUCGCGAAUGGACCCGUGUGGAGCAGAAGGGCAAGGCUGCCGGACCGCCGGCGAGGAGUGGGCAUCGUAUGGUGGGAUUCAAGCAGUACAUUAUCCUCUUCGGUGGAUUCCAGGACACAUCUGCUACGACGAAAUACCUGAACGACCUUUGGAUAUACGACUGCGUUAACUUUGCGUGGCAUACGCCGAAGUUGCAGUCUGCACGCGCAGUGCCCGAUGCACGGUCAAGCUUCACGCUACUCCCACAUGACCAAGGCGCUGUGCUGUACGGCGGCUAUUCUCGCGUGAAGACCGCGGUUGGUGGGAAACAGCAACAGCAAGCGAAGGGCAAGAAGGGUGGAGGAGGUGGAGGCGGAGGCGCUUCCCGUAUGGUCCUCAAGCCCAAGGUGCAUGAAGACACAUGGUUCCUACGCAUCACGCCUCCGGCCGCUGACCAACCUUCGGGAAGUCUUCCGACUGUGUCUUGGGAGCGCCGGAAGCGACCGGCGAAUCCGCCGAACCCACCUCGUGCGGGCGCAACGAUGGCGUUUCACAAGGGUCGUGGUAUUAUGUUCGGCGGCGUGCAUGACGUGGAAGAGAGUGAAGAAGGCAUCGAUUCCGAGUUCUUCAAUCAGCUAUUCGUCUGGAAUAUCGAACGCAACCGCUAUAUGCCGCUGACUUUACGCCGGCCGAAAGCGAACGCCAAUAAGAGGGCCGCACAGCAAGCCAACAUCAGUCGCCGUCAACGCGGGAAAGCCGACGAAGAAGAGCUCCUGGCCAACUUAAAGGCCCUGGAGAUGAAGGCUGGGGGAAAUGUAUCUCCGGACUCCGAUGAAGGAGAGAAGAAUGAGAGCGAGAAGGAAGAAGAGGACGACGAGGCCAGACCAGAAAAGCCUCGUAUCUUCGAAUUCCCGCAUCCGCGCUUCAACGCCGCCCUCGCCGUCCAAGCCGACACGCUCUACAUCUACGGCGGCACAUUCGAAAAAGGCGACCGCGAAUUCACCUUCGACGAGCUCUGGUCCGUCAACCUAAACCACCUCGACGGCGUCACCGAGCUCUUCAAGCGCGACCUCGAAGACUGGCAAGGCAGCGAGGACGAAGCAGAUUCCGAAGACGACGACGCCUCCGAAGAAGAAGAAGACUCCGGCGACGAAGAACAAAGCUCGCUCGUCAGCCCCGUCUCCACAGCCCCAACCAGCAUCACCGCCUCCCCCAUCAUGACAUCCAAAGAAUCCCCCGACGAAGACCCCGGCACCACCGAAGAAAUCUCCGCCCUCACAGACACGCUGCCGCACCCGCGCCCCUUCGAGUCUCUGCGCGCCUUCUAUGCGCGCACGUCCGAGGCGUGGCAGAACAUUGUCGUCGACGAGCUUAGUCGGAGUGCGAGGGGCGUGGAGAAGACGCCGAAGGAGAUUAAGAAGGCGGCGUUUGAGAGGGCGGAGGAGAAGUGGUGGGAUUGCAGGGAGGAGAUUCGCGCGCUGGAGGAUGAGCAGGAGGCGGCGGGGAUUGGGGAGGUGGUUAGUCUUGUGGAUAAGGAGGGUGCGAGUGCGGGGGCGGGGAGGCGGAGAUAG
This is a messenger RNA of Trematosphaeria pertusa, 2311 nucleotides long. RefSeq names its product galactose oxidase. Gene Ontology annotation, molecular function: protein binding. The record is from RefSeq and is a predicted model, not a curated record. NCBI's taxonomy places the organism in Eukaryota, Fungi, Ascomycota, Dothideomycetes, Pleosporales, Trematosphaeriaceae. The transcript has a single exon. Bases 239 to 2311 code for a protein of 690 amino acids.